Priapulus caudatus is the source of this 4857-nucleotide messenger RNA. RefSeq names its product protein tyrosine phosphatase type IVA 2-like. Bases 454 to 978 code for a protein of 174 amino acids. The record is from RefSeq and is a predicted model, not a curated record. The transcript has 7 exons. NCBI's taxonomy places the organism in Eukaryota, Metazoa, Priapulida, Priapulimorpha, Priapulimorphida, Priapulidae. Gene Ontology annotation, cellular component: nucleus. Gene Ontology annotation, molecular function: protein tyrosine phosphatase activity. Gene Ontology annotation, biological process: protein dephosphorylation.
UGUUCCCCGAUAGAGGUCAGUCACGAUCGAAGAAAUGCGAAGGACGGAAUCGAAUUUAUCUCCAAAAUCCCAUUCUCAGUGACUGGCCUCCAUAGAAUUUCUGAUGAGUGACCUGAUGAUAAUCCACCCAAUGUGCAUAAAGAGCGGAAAUAUUCAUGACCUGUUCUUUGGAGAGUACAGCCGGAGCUUUGCCGAGUUUGUCAAGGCAAGCGGGGAGUACUGCAGGGCGCAACACGACAAGUAAAGCUGUAACCGAAACACGUAGGACCCAUAGGCAAUUUUCUUCUCUCUGUGUGUGAUACAGACUCAUAAAUUAUACCAACUCGGAUGGGGUAAGCCACGUCAAGCGCACAGCUCGUUGUGAAUUGUGACCGAAACGCAAACCUGGAUCAGCUGUCGGCAUCAACAACGAAACUCAACCUGAUUGAACAUAUCAAGCAGAAGCUUAGCAAGAUGAACAGCAGCAAACUGAGCGUCCGGCCAGCUCCGGCCGAGAUCGUGCACAGGAACAUGCGCUUUCUCAUCACGGACCGACCAACUGACACCAACAUCUCUCAGUAUAUGGAGCAACUGAAAGCAAAGGGCGUUAAGGAUGUCGUUCGAGUAUGUGAGCCCACCUACAAGACUGGACCGCUGGAACAGGAAGGGAUCAGAGUUAUGGACUGGUGCUUUGACGAUGGCAGCCCACCUCCAGACAAAGUUGUGGAGGAUUGGAUCCAUCUAUUAAAGUCACGCUUUAAGGAGGAGCCGGGCUGCUGUGUGGCAGUGCACUGUGUGGCCGGUCUCGGAAGGGCUCCAGUGAUGGUGGCCCUGGCACUUAUUGAAUCUGGAAUGAAGUAUGAAGAUGCUGUAGAAAUGAUUAGACAGAAGCGCCGGGGUGCUAUAAACUCAAAGCAGCUCACCUACUUGGAGAAAUACCGUCCCAAAUCCCGCCUUAAGGUCAAGAAUGGCAAAGAAGACAAGUGUGUGUUGCAAUGAAGUCUUCUAAGCUUCUAAUCAACAUUUUGCAUUUGCGGUGCUAAAUGGGUUGUGUGAGCCAAAUAGUUUGCUGGUGUGUGUGUGUGUGUGUGUGUGUGACUGGAGAACGUCAGAGAUGUAUAUGUCUCACCAGGUUUUUGGCAUACAUGUCUGCAGCAGAGAGCAAGAGAGCGAGAAGUCGAGCGGCCUGAGAACGUACUCUGAUAUGCCCGCAGGUGUUCAUUCGGGUGGUCAUUCAUUCAGCCUGUUGGUCAUCUCUUAGUCAGUAUCCGGUGGGGUAGUCUGUCCAUUGCUAGGUCAUCACAAAGACUACUUUUGCCGGGUGUCAUGAAUGCAGGUUACUUCCGACAUCACCACACGUGCAGUAUUGUGCGAUUUGACUCGGAGAGUGCAGAUCUCGUGUGGGCAGAUCUGUGAAUCUUAACAUAAAUGGACAUUUGUAACAUCAUACAUAGUAUGGCUGCGUGGCAGUUUUGUUUUCUAUGCGUCUUCAGGACCUUUCAAACAGACGUUUUCCAUAACAUGAAUUCCAGAAGUUCACCAGCUUGCACCGGUUUCCAUGUUUCUUUUCAUAUUUAAAUGCGCAAAAGCCCAGAAUAACGACAUUCAUUCAUUGUAUACAUUCUCGGUGAAUCAUUGGCUACUGUGUGUUACUACUAGAAAGUGUUGUCGUAGGCAGCAGUCCGAGAAUAGGUGUAGAUAUUUUUGUAUCAAAAAGGCAAAACACCCAUUAUAUUUAUAGCUGUUACUUGAUUUUACUGUAUUUUUCGAGGUUUGAAUCAAAUUCGAGAGCUAGGAAAAUGUAUUUUUAGGAAUUACCUCUAUACUGGUUUUUAACGGCUCGACUGUCAUGACACGUAUAUACGUGUCAUGUUUGCCACAAUGACGAUGAACUGAAAAAUUGGGAAUGUUGAGAUAUUUCAUGUUUGAUCAUUUUGCGUUUUGGCCGUGUUUCAAAAUGCCACUGCCUCUCGUAGGUCGUGCUGGCAAACGUGGAUGAAGGUCUUGUUUUUACCGGUAAACAGAACGAGAGAUUGGCUUUCAUCAUCAUUCCAUCAUUCCUUCAUCCUUCACCUCUCCUCAUUAUACCCAGCAUAUAUCAUUUAUUUUCGCAUUUUUUUCACAAUUUCUAUCCCAGCAUUUCAGCAGGUUCUUGAUGUGGAGUUGGCAAACAUGGACAGUUAAAGAGAGCCAAUGUGAGAGCAGUAUGUGCUCUGAAUACUUUGCUAGCAUACUAUGCUGAGGGGUUCUCCCAGUCAGUGUUUUGGCCUGCACUCGUUAGGAUUUCUGUAUAUGAUGUUUAAUGUUUCAUUUUGAUGUUUAGAUUAGCAACAGGGUUGGAUAGCCUGUAUUUCAAACGUUCAAUUCUAUGUUGUAAAACUAAUGCCCACAGAUACCUUACUGCUCUCAUGACAGUUCACGUUUGCAAAUUGGCAAAAAAGAAAGAAUUAUAAAUGCCUACCUAGGUGUUGGAGAAAGAAAAAAGUCGAAAAAAAUUGCCAUGGUGCCACAAUUGAUAACUUGUAUAAGUAAACGUGUUAUUGUAUGAACUCGUUUGAAACAUUCAUGAACUGCAGUUCGUUAGCAGGUUUUGCCGUCGUGGCGUCGCUACAGUAGUACUGCUCAAGACGAGAGUUUCCACUACUUGAAGUUUACACAGAGUGGCAGCUCUUUCAAUGGUCACGGUUGCGUGGCAGGAGAACGGCCAAAGCGAUUCUAGAUUUAGUUUAUGUUUCUAGGCUAGUGACACAAAGGGUAACGGUAGCCGUUAGCACAAUGGAUGCCUGUAUUUUUACACUACAUAAAUGCGUUUUCGUGCAUAAUAGUCUUCAUGGCAUUGGGGACGUGGUGACAAAUGCUGCUGCAUGCGUCAUUGGAUCAACCAGGUCUAUACUAUGGCAAUAGAAGAUUUGAGGAAGAUUUGAGAGAGAGGAAAAAUUGUUGACUGUUACUUUAUGUUUGCAUUCGAGUCUAUGAAAAAAGUGUGGUAGUGCUGACAUCUUGUCGCAAACAAAGUAAAUUAAUUGUGCCGAUGUAAAUGUAACAUGUGUGCGGAAUGUUUUGUGUGCUGUCACCUACCAUCCCCGCCAGAAUGCCAACCUGAGCCUACUCUGUAUGGCACUUCAAGUCUGCAGUGUAAACAAUAAUGAAGGAAGGGAAUGUCUCUAGUGUGCUGGACGACAUUAAUCGUAGGUAGGGAAAGCGUUAGGGUCCCAAUGUCCGCACCAGUAUUACUUAUGCCAGAAUCAAUUAUCCUCACCACGAGUUGACAUGCAAAACAAUGCCCUUGCCAAACAACACUAGGGCCACCGUUAUUGGCUGUGAUGAGACACUAUAGGUAAUUAUUUUAGCGUGUUUUCGUGUUUCAGUCCGUUGAUAAAUGUGUGGUUUGAUGUCUUUCAUAGCUGCACGGGGCCCGGGUAGUUAUUAAGGAAGGCUCGGAAGAUAAGGAAGUACACUUUCACGUGUCGUUCGCUCUACCAUAUCUCCUGUGCUGUGAAGGUGGACGGCUUCCGUCUUGCAGCAGCAGUAAUAAUUAUUGCAGAGACAGUAUAAGCGCUUGACGUUGCCUCUAUCUGACUGUUGUAACUUUGCUAGCUGGUAUAAAUGGUAAAUAUGUUGUUAAAUCCAGGUGGCACUAUUUGCACUGUCCUUUAAAAUGUUCGAUAUCGUGACUGAGUAGGUAAGGAUGAAUAAGGUUUCCCUGUGAUUUAAGUGCACUCGUUGUUAGCAAUAUAAGUUGUACGUAGUAAGUGAGAGAAGAGGAAAAACGAGACAUGGCAUGAGUGGGUUGACUAAUAUGGACCAUUGGUGUGAUUUAUAUCCGUUGCUUGGUUCUUUCGGAAAGUUUCGAAUACUAACAAAAUGAUUCAGUCGUAAUCGAACUCUGUGAAGUCGCACACUUCUGCGGUUAGUAUUGUGUGAGGUAAAUGGAACGUUAGUAUAAAUGGAUGCUGUUUGUAAAACGCACCCUGCACGUGUUGCGCCCCCAUGUAUGUUCUGUUUCGUUUUUCGUUGUCCGAAGUUGGAAUUUAAGUGAAAGGUGGCAAUUGAGCAGUGAGCACAUAAACGGAUGCAAUUGACUUGCACAGUAAUAUAAUCCUUUCUGCGUUUAAAUGGAGGCAAUACUGUUGUAAUGCGUCCCCGGCUUGCAGUAGUGCCAUUCUCACUAGCCAUUGUUAGCUUCUAUACCAAGGGCUGGAUUCGCACAGCUACCGACCUGCGUUUUGGCCUUAUAAUAUUAUUAAAGCAUGCCACAGAGCAGCAGGCUAAUAUUAUGCGUCAUGGGUGCGUGUUUGAAUACACGUUUUUUUUCGGGAUGGGUAAUCCAAAAAUUGUACUCUCUACUAGAAUAAUCAGCACGAAAAUAUUCCAUUCACAUUCGUGUAAAUUUACGCGGGCCAAUAGCUCGUGCCGCCAGAAUGUGGUUUGCGAGGUUGUUAGAGAUUGUGAGAAUUUCUCGCACUCGUUGAAUCAGUAAAAAUGCUACUAAUUAUAGCAAAUUUAUUCAGUAUUAACCUGCCCUUGAUGUUCCUGACCAAACCCAGAUGUGUAUUUUUUUAAAGAAGAGAAGCAGCAAUUUUCUGUAGUGCACUCAUUGUAUAACAAAUCUAGUGUCUACCAAUUAGUCAGUGUUUACCUUUUAUACGAACGUACACGUAUAUGAGGCUGUAGUACAUCCGUGAAGGAGCAACUUAGGAAACCUGGACAAUAUUGUAGUGCGCAAGCAUCCAACAUGAUAUUCAAUUUUGAUGUUACUGGUAAUGAUCCCUCUACAAUGAAUUGCUAAGCAAGCCAGAGACGUAAUUUAAACAAUUUAAAAUGUGUAAAAUAAAAUAAAACAACGGUAACUUAUGUAAAAUUAUGUUUUUGUCUGUA